AAAUGCCCCGCCGAGGCGGCGGCGGUCCCGCGCUGGUUGCACGGCGCCCCGGGGGCCCGCCGCCCGUGCACCCCGGGAGGGCUGGCGGCGGAGAAAGGCGGCGGGGGAGGCUGCGGCCCAGGCCUGCAGAGCACUCCUGCCGGAAGCGUCCUCCAGUCGGGCUCCGGCUCAGUCGAGGAGGAGGAGGAGGAGGAGGCGGCGGCGGCGCCACGUGCCGUCUGUCAUCACACUCCAGACAAGUGUCUCGGUCUCUCCACACCACGAGAACUUUUCGUCCCGUCAUGGUUGCUUCCUGCCCUGUCAUGAAAGCAGGCUAGUCUUGAGAUGGGUGAAAAACCCGCAACAUGGCGGCGUGCCUUCCCUGGUUCAGCUGUAUGGGGUACAUACAUCAAGCGUCUUGAUUCUGUGCUGCCUUUCUUACCGUGACUUCCUGGCCUUCCCUCAGAUUUCAUCUGGAACAGCACCAUCUCCCUCACCUUCUGUGUCCACGCUACUCCCACCUGCCUUCAUUUUCCUCUUAAAGUUUUCAUCUCCCACCCUGCUCACAGCAUUCCUCCGUCUUUAAUCUUUGCCAGUCCAACACCUCCAUCUUCACUACCUUACACCACAGCCCCCAUAUGUCUGCCCCAGCCCUGCAAUUCUCGUGCAUUCACGUUGGUGAAGUACCUGCUCGUUAGUCUGUUUGGAAGGCCGUGAGGGCCCACGCGCCAGAGUGGCCUAAGCAUCAAGCUGCAGCGAAAGGCAGGAAUGAACAGUCGGUGUUGAAAGGAGGAAGUGCCAGCCUCAUUCCUUGCACCACCUCCCUCCCAUGCCAAUUGUAUUAUAUAGCCUCUGCUUCUCCCCCUUACAUGCUUGUGUGCGCUUCUGUGCCCUGUACUCUUGCCACCUGCUUAACUUCCAUCUUCCCCUUGGCCCCAUGCAGUUUCAUAAACACAGUGCCUACUGAGAGGGUGACCUGGAUCCAGUCUGUCUAAAAGUCCAGUGGGUUGUGGGCAUUUUCACUGGAAGCAAGCAAUACCUGUGCGUUGGAUAAGCUGUAGGAGAAACUGGAGGUCAUUUUGACUGAUGGGGGGGCAAUGGCUUCACUGCUUCUGAAAGCAGGGGAAGGGUCAGUGACCGCACAAGGAGUUUGCAAGAAGCACACCACAGAUCACAAAAAACUGAAGAUAGAUCAGCGGCUGUCGUAAAACUCACUACCAAAAUAUGAUUGUGGUAUCUCCAAGACAGUUCUGGAGGCGAAGCUGUGACUAUCUUGCCAGCAUUUCACAGCAACCGUGCACAGAGCAGGGCAGUGGGUCACGUGUGAACUACUGCUUUAUUUUAGCAUUGGCAUUUUUAAAUGCAAAUGGCAAUUGUCUCACCCAGAUGCAACAUACAGACCGUCAGGUGCUCUUGGCUAAUGCUGCCUUCCAGUCCCUAGGAGACCAAGCUAACUUGCAAGCUGGUAACUCAGCUGGUAACUAGCAAUGUCUUGUCUCUGUGCGAGGCUGUGGUUCCCUGUGUACGUAGCUGCCUCUGAGGACUACAACGCUGUGUUGGCCUGUGCUCAGUUUUACCCUGUUUCUGGUGGAGUGGCCUCCCACAGGACCUUCUCCCCAUGUACCUGGUAAAAUGCAGACUGCAACCCAGGCAUGUCACUGGGAUCCGGAAGAUUCAGUCUUUGGUCAUGGAACACCUUGGGCUAAUCAUCUUGUCUCUCCAUGCUUCAGUUGCAAAAUGGUUUAAUAACCUUUCCUGCCUCUGUUAGGUGUUACUCACACAGAUAACCCUUGAGUGCACAUGGUCCAGCACAUGCUGGUGAGCCCCUCAGCACACGACUUUUCUGAAACACCCCCGGUGCCUGUGGCAGCCAAGCACAAUUCUGUGGCCUCUUCUCCAUCUUUGUAGGCUCGAGUCCAAAAUUAAAACUAAUUCUGUUAUUAUAUACUGUUUUCUUGCCUUAAGGCCAGUAUCUAUAUGGAAUAAGACAGCAUAGGUAAAAGCCUUGGUACUUCUGGAAUCACGUUGGAAUAUGCCUGCAUGUGCGAUAGUAUGUAAAAUGCAUCUGCGUUACAUCCUUCAGUGGGAAUUUUGCUGAUAAUCUCCUCUGCAAAUACAGCAAAUACUGCAAAUUGCUAUCCCUACCAGGCUUCUUCCAUUUGAGGAAGUGAUCUCUGCUUCACUUUGCUUUGACUUGUCGUUACCAAGGCUGGGCACACCACUACAUGCAACACUAGCUCCUUGUCAGUUUGAUGGUUCACUUUGCACUUGGAGGCCGUCUCACAAUCCAGCUUGAAGUGUCCAAAGCACUGAUGAACAGCACAAGUGAAUUUGGAGUCAUCAGGAACAUCAGAUGCCUUUGCUUAGUGGGUCUCAUUUAGAGCCCCACUCUGCCUCUCAUUUAGAGCCUUUGCAAUGGAGUACAAGCAUCCCACUGGAGGAGAGCGGGACUUGAAUUUUUAGCAGAUACAUCCCUCCUGUGGGAACUGUAUCUGGCCUUGGAGCUAAACUUAGCUGUCGUGGUUUAACCCUAGCCAGCAACUAAGCACCAUGCAGCCGCUCACUCACUCCCCCCCACCCAGUGGGAUGGGGGAGAAAAUCGGGAAAAGAAGUAAGACUUGUGGCUUGAGCCCCCACCAUGGCUGGCUAAAAACCCAGUCAAGCUGAAUCAACAGAAGAAGGAUCCUACAUCUUAGACCUAAGACAUGGGAGUAAGUGAUUAACUUUAGAACAAGACAAAUCAAUAGAAUAACCUGAGUGAUUUUCAGAAAUUCAAAGGUGAUCUUUGAUGUGUAAGAAGAUAAGUGAUUGUGGUGACCCAAGACCUUCUGCCUAUGACCACUAACUUCAGAAGAACCGGGACAUGAGAAUUGAUGAGAUAAAUUGAUGAAUGAUAACGACAUGGGAACCGAGAUCGACUGGAAAAUUACAAAGACUUUGGACUGGGAUAAUGGGUGGUAAAAGCAUAUAAGAUGGAGAAAUUUUUGGAAGUUGCCAUUCACUGCAGUGGUGGCCCAACUCUGAGUUGUUAAUAAAGCAAACCUAAAGAUACACAUGACUGAAAAUCCUUUAACAGAAUUGGUGACCCAGAUGGGACUCUAGGACACAAGAGAGAAAGAGAGCAACUGGAUAUUUCUCUGGACAAACCCAUUACCAACGCUCAGUUGCCGGCAGAAAUAAUCAGGACAUAUGCAAAGAGAGUAUCCACUGAGACCUGUUGCAACCUGAGGAGGACUUCCACCUGCCUGACCCCCAUGACCUCAUUCACGGUAAAGAAUGGUACUCCUCUUCUCUGGAAACUAAAAGAGCAAUGGAACCUGUUGGAAUCAAGGUAGAUGAGCAUGGUCAGAUUUCUGCAAAGCAAAACCAGCAAGCCGCUUCUAGAUGACCUGAGAGAUCAACCUUUAGAUAAUCCUGAUUUGAACCUCUUCAUGGAUAGCUCAUCUUACUAUGAAGAAGGUCAAAGAUGUACCGGUUUCGCAGUCACCACAGAAACACAGGUACUGUUGGCUGGAUCUUUGCCUGCACCUUUAGGUGCACAUGGAGCAGAAAUAAUUGGUCUAACUGAAGCUGCUAGAUAUGCAACUGGAGUAAGAGUUAACAUUUAUACAGACUCUAAAUCUGCCUUUGGUGUAUGUCAUGCUAUGGGGACUUAUGGAAGGAAAGGGAUUUUCUGACUUUGGCGGGAAAAACUGUUGCCCACGGACAACAGAUCAAAGACCUCUUAGAAGAGAUCCAAUUGCCCUCUGAAAUAUCUGUGAUCUAUAUAAAGGCACACACUCAGAGACAAGACAUCAUCGCAAAGGGAAAUUCUCUAGCCAAACAAGCCACUAGAGCAGCAGCACGGCAGAUUGUGUCCGUUAUGUCUCUGUCACAACAUGAAAUAACAUUUGAGCUCCCAAACGUGAAUAAGCUGUAUGAAGACUUCCCUGAAGAAGAAAAACAACAAUGGACUCAACUGGAAGCCCACCGGCGAGAAGGGCCGUGGAUUCUGAAUAACAAACCCCUCCUUCCAAAAAGGUAUUUAUUACCGAUAACGCGGUGGCAGCAUGAGAGGACACAUGGGGGACUGGGGAACCUAGCGCUCCGAAUCCAGAGACUCUGGGCAGCCCCGGGAAUUUAUACAGCAGCAAAAAGAAUUUGUGAAGGAUGUAAGCUUUGCAGACAAUAUGCUUCGGUACGAAUUAAACCUCACGGUGGGAAAAGACCUCCAGCCACCUUUCCUUUUCAAAAACUCCAAACUGAUUAUGCAGACAUGCCAAAAACAAUGGGGUACUCUUACAUGUUAGUGAUUGUUGAUCAGCUAUCAGGAUGGUUAUAUGCUUUCCUGACUAGGAAAAAUGAUUCUAAGGCAGUAUUAAAAGCCUUAUUGAAAGAAAUCAUUCCAAGGUAUGGGGUUCCUGAAGUAACUGACUCAGAUCGAGGGAGUCAUUUCACAGCUGCUAUCCUGAUUCAGAUUUAUAAUUCUGUGGGGAUUUUUAAUAAAUUUCAUACUCCACAUCAUCCCGAAUCAUCUGGUCAGGUAGAACGAAUGAAUAAGACAUUAAAGGAGAAGUUAGUAAAAGUUUGUAAACAGACUAGUUUGAAAUGACCUGAGGCUCUAAAUUUAGUGUCGUGGGAUAUUAGGAAUACUCCAAGGCAACCGAUUAGAGUUUCUCCAGCUGAGAUCCUUUUUGGGAGAAUACUUGCUGUUCCAGGUACAUAUGUGCCAGCAAAGACUAGCCUCUUGGAUGGAUAUGAACAGGUAACACAAUACCUUUUGUAUCUGCAAAAUUCUUUUUUCCAAAUGUGUAACCAUACCUAUUGGUAUCGGGGAAUAAGCCCUGAAAUCCAAGUUCAUGAUAUACACCCAGGGGACAAAGCUUAUAUAAAGAAUUUCAAAAGAAAAAACAGAUUUGAACCAAAAUGGGAAGGAGCUUAUACUGUUCUACUAACUUCUUUUUAUACCGUCAAGGUAUCUGGGAAAGAAACUUGGAUCCAUCAUUCGCAUGCCCGCAAAGAAUCUGAAGAAUAAUGGACAAUUGGAAAGUAUUAUUCCUUUUUGUACUUGUUUGUAUUUUACCCUGGAGUGACACCUUGUGGACAAAAUUUGCAUUGCGCUAUCGAGAUGCCCGUACCAAUAGAACUGUUAUUACAUAUAGUGAUUGUUCUUUUCAAAUUUCGGGCCAAAUUACAGGCCUACAGGCAAAGCCUGGACAGGUAAUUUUUUUGGCUAGUUAUCCGAAGACCAGACAGAGAGACCCUAUUUAUCCACUUCUUAAUUCUCUCGAAUUCUGUGCCAAUGUUAGAAGUAGACUUGACGAUUCGUGAGAUACUUGGUCCAAUGGUCAUGGCUUUUCUAAACAGUGGUGGAGAUAUGGCAUUCCAAGAACUUAUCCUGUAUAUCAUAUUCACCUUCAAGAACCAACAUGGGGAAUUGGAACAUGGUGCUUUGACCAUCAAAUGUGGGGAAUUUAUGGUAAGGGAGACUGGUGCUGUCAUCGAUUCCAUCUAUCAAGCAAUCAUUUUACUUUCAAAUUUAGGAUUGUAAUAAUCAAAUGGGGACCUAAUCUUCAGUGGAAUUUUUGGCACUGUCACAUGGAUUAUCCUCAUUCAUAUUAUAACAUGUCAUCUCUGAAUGUGUUAAAACAAUUUGUACGGAAACUUAGAGAUGUUCACCAAGUAGAAAAUGCCUGGAACAACAAUAUGCAUGUGUCAUUGAUGAAAUCUUUUACUAAUAAUCUAAAUUUAAGUGAAUGUUAGAUUUGUGUUGAUCUGCCAAAGACAGUGAAUCAAGGAUUUCAGUUAGUAGGAAUACCGAUUCCUAAAAGUGCAAAUUGGAAAAAAACCUGGCUGAAUACUACUUUUUCUGAAUCUUAUGAAGAACAAAUUUGGGAAUUUAGACUAUCAAAUUCAGGAAACUAUUCACAAGUCCACUGUGUACAAAGAUGUUAUCCCCCAGUGUUGAUAAUCAACAUUUAUGCAAAAAUCAUUCAUUUAUAGGAAAUUGGACUCAAUGCCAAAACACAACUUCUACCAACUCAGGAUUGCAUUUAAGUUGGCGAGCACCUGAGGACUUGGGUAUUUUUUGGUUAUGCAGGAGCAAAGCUUAUAAAGCUUUGCCUCCAGAUUGGGGAAGUAUUUAUACCCUAGGAGUAAUGUCUACAGAUUUAGAAAUUCACCCAAAAGCUGUCUCAAGUGCAACAUGGCAUAGAACCUUUUUAAUUCAAACCCAAAGAACUCUAAAUCCCUUGAUUGAAAGACCAACAGGAUUCCAUUCAUUUGUUAGGUGGUUAAUUCCGGCUUUAGGAGUAAGUGAAUUGGAAAAAGCAGUCUUAAAUGUCUCUGGAGAAAUUGAAAAAUUAGCAAAUUCAACUGGUCACGGACUUUUCACUCUCCAGAAAGAGGUAACUGAACUUUCAAAAAUGACUAUCCAAACCCAAAUGGCUUUAGACAUGAUUCUGGCUUCACAAGGUGGAGUUUAUACUGUCCUAAAUACCAGUUGCUAUAUGUAUACUAAUCGAUCGGAAGAAUUAAUAACAGAUGUCCAGAAAAUUUGGGAGGUUAGUGCUACAAUGCAACAAAUUCAAAGAGGUGACACAUACUGGGGAUUUUCUGACACAUUCUCUUGGUUGACAUCUUGGUUUCCAAAUUUGACUACUUGGGUGAAAAAACUAAUUGUAAUAGUCUUUGUUGUUAUAAUCACGGUAGUAUGUGUGAUAUUGUUUUGUUUCAAUGCUGUAUAAGUUGUAGCUCUAGGAUAAUACAGAAGAUAGAAAGAGAAAUGUGGAGUUAUCAAUGUGAUCGCAGGAAUGCAAUGAAAAACAAAAGGAGGGAAUUGUAAAAAGAACUAGGCCUUAAGCCUCAUUGUUUCUAAGACUAUUUGUAUCAGACAUAUAACUAAUGAUUAGAGAUUGCUUUAGAUGUGAUUAAUAGAAUGCAGAUGCUUAUAAAACAAUAUGCAUAAGCUGCUUAUUUGUCCUGUGUGUAGCCCCCACCAUGGCUGGCUAAAAACCCAGUCAAGCUGAAUCAACAGAAGAAGGAUCCUACAUCUUAGACCUAAGACAUGGGAGUAAGUGAUUAACUUUAGAACAAGACAAAUCAAUAGAAUAACCUGAGUGAUUUUCAGAAAUUCAAAGGUGAUCUUUGAUGUGUAAGAAGAUAAGUGAUUGUGGUGACCCAAGACCUUCUGCCUAUGACCACUAACUUCAGAAGAACCGGGACACGAGAAUUGAUGAGAUAAAUUGAUGAAUGAUAACGACAUGGGAACCGAGAUCGACUGGAAAAUUACAAAGACUUUGGACUGGGAUAAUGGGUGGUAAAAGCAUAUAAGAUGGAGAAAUUUUUGGAAGUUGCCAUUCACUGCAGUGGUGGCCCAACUCUGAGUUGUUAAUAAAGCAAACCUAAAGAUA
Molecule: messenger RNA, 7370 nt
Organism: Aquila chrysaetos chrysaetos
Lineage: Eukaryota; Metazoa; Chordata; Aves; Accipitriformes; Accipitridae
Exons: 7
Coding region: 3614-4570 (318 amino acids)
Biological process (GO): DNA integration
Molecular function (GO): nucleic acid binding; RNA-DNA hybrid ribonuclease activity
Source: RefSeq, a predicted model, not a curated record